Messenger RNA from Morus notabilis, 1877 nucleotides. Its product is annotated as probable aminotransferase TAT2. The transcript is spliced from 8 exons. Bases 319 to 1587 code for a protein of 422 amino acids. Gene Ontology annotation, biological process: amino acid metabolic process; biosynthetic process. Gene Ontology annotation, molecular function: pyridoxal phosphate binding; transaminase activity. Lineage: Eukaryota; Viridiplantae; Streptophyta; Magnoliopsida; Rosales; Moraceae. The record is from RefSeq and is a predicted model, not a curated record.
UGCAAUUUUACGUAAUACAUAUAAAAUUGAUCAAGACAAUAGAAGGCUAAGGCGUCGACUUGCUAAGCAUGCGCAUGAAGGUGCAUCUUGUAACAAGGAGAGCUUCAUAAUUAGCCAGUUUUGUUUGCAUGGAGAGAGGGAGAAGGAGAAAUACAGCUGCUUAUUAUAAAAGAGACUAUGAACGUGUGGCCGUCGGUCAUGCACUCUCCCACACACCACUUCCUUCCUUUUGUCAGAAUCCCUGCAGCUUUUUAAAACCGCCACAUAAACUCACGAGUUCGACAACCAGAAAAUCAAAGAAAGAAAAGAAAAAAAAAUAUGGAGAGAAGAGAAAAUGAGGGAGUAAUAUCAGCAGAAAAAUUAGAGUCAGCAGCUUAUACGGCUCCUUCAACAAUCACCAUUAAAGGAAUUCUUGGGCUUUUAAUGGAGAAUAUUGACGAGAGUAAUGAAAAGAGAGUAAUUUCUCUCGGAAUGGGUGACCCAACUGCUUAUUCUUGCUUUAGAACUGCCCAUGUCGCUCAAGACUCUGUUCUUGAUUCUCUCCAUUCUCAAAAGUUCAAUGGUUAUGCCCCAACUGUUGGUCUUCCUCAAACAAGAAGGGCUGUUGCUGAGUAUUUGUCUCGUGAUCUUCCAUACAAGUUAACAUCUGAUGAUGUUUUCAUCACAUCUGGUUGCACACAAGCUAUUGAUGUUGCAUUGGCAAUGCUUGCACGCCCUGGCGCAAACAUCCUGCUUCCAAGACCGGGCUUUCCAAUUUAUGAACUUUGCGCUUCUUUCAGACAUAUCGAAGUUCGCCACUUUGAUCUCCUCCCUGAAAAUGGCUGGGAAGUUGAUCUUGAUGCAGUUGAAGCACUUGCAGAUCACAAUACGGUUGCUUUGGUUAUUAUAAAUCCCGGUAAUCCGUGUGGGAAUGUAUGCAGUUAUCAGCAUUUGGAGAAGAUUGCAGAGACUGCAAGAAAGCUAAACAUUCCUGUCAUUGCUGAUGAAGUUUAUGGGCACCUAGCUUUCGGACGCAAUCUAUUUGUACCCAUGGGUGUCUUUGGAGAAACUGUUCCUGUUCUUACUCUUGGGUCCUUAUCAAAGAGAUGGAUAGUACCUGGAUGGCGACUUGGUUGGUUCGUGACAAGUGAUCCAUGUGGCAUGUUUAGAGAACCCAAGAUAAUUGAACGCAUCAAGAAAUAUUUUGACAUCUUGGGUGGCCCAGCAACCUUCAUUCAGGCAGCGGUUCCUCGCAUCCUAGAGCAAACAGAGGAGGUUUACUUCAAAAGAACCAAUUACUUACUGAAGCAGAACUCAGAUAUUUGUUGUGAUAGAAUAAUGGAAAUUCCAUGCAUUACCUGUCCACACAGGCCUGAGGGAUCUAUGGCUGUAAUGGUGAAAUUGAACCUCUCAUUACUGGAAGAUAUUAGUGACGACAUUGAUUUCUGUUUCAAACUUGCCAAAGAAGAAUCUGUGAUCUUUCUUCCAGGGACAGCAGUGGGGCUCAAGAACUGGCUUAGAAUUACUUUUGCUGUAGAUCCAUCUGCCCUUGAAGAGGCAUUAAGGAGGACAAAGUCUUUCUAUCAAAGGCAUGCUAAACUUGUGUAAUCGUUACGAUAUCAUCGGUGGUCGAAGACCGUCUUCGGAUCAUCUAGACGACGGUGUUGCUUAAAUAUUUCUGAUAAAUUUAAUGUUCUUCCGGUCACGUGUUACAAUUUGUCAGUACAUAUACAAAGCUAUAAACAGAUAUGACCUUACUUGUUAUAAGACUGAGUUACAAAAGUAAUACAAAACUCACUGGGUUAGAUUCUGCGCAAAUUUAUACUCAAAAUCAUAUUACUUCAAAAAGUAUGUGUAUAUAUUUGAAUACUUAUAUGGCUUCAAAGUUAAUCUGUAUU